AAGAACCUGCAUCACACUUUCCGCGCCAGAACCAAGACCAAAAAAAUUGAGUGGAGCCUUCCCAAGCUUCAUCUGAAAUUUUUCCAUCGCCAGCCCACCCUCGAUCUUUCCUUUCGCAGCCGCGCACAACAGACCGGACUGUGCCUCGCGAGGAAGCCACGACGCCAAUCGAAUAGAGCGAGACCAGAAGGAAGGAACCAAAACUAAUUCACAAUGUCGCUCUUUGUGCUUGCCGAGACGCCGGCAGGCUAUGGCCUGUUUAAGGCUACUGACAAGAAGAUGCUCAAGAAUGAGGAACUCGCUGCUGAGCUUGGACGACCUGAGAAGGUGGUCGAGAUGCUCAAGCUCAAGAAGUUUGUGAAGUUCGACAGCGCCGCUACCGCUCUCGAAGAAGCUGCGUCGCUCAAGGAGGGCAAGGUCCCUGAGCUUCUCACCCAGCUCCUCGACGACCUCAAGUCCGAGAAGAAGGCUUCGCUCGCUGUCGCCGACAUGAAGCUGGGCACUGCCAUCUCUAACAUGCCCUCGCUAAACAUUUCUCCUGUUUCUGGCUCCAAUACCAUGGACCUCUUCCGUGGCAUUCGAGGUGGACUUCCCAACCUUAUCCCCGGUCUGCUUGAGGAGAACUUUGACCGCAUGGCCCUGGGUCUUUCUCACUCCAUGUCGCGCCACAAGCUCAAGUUCUCUGCCGACAAGGUCGACUCCAUGAUCAUCCAGGCUAUCAAGCUUCUCGACGACCUCGACAAGGAGCUCAACGUCUACGCUAUGCGAACCAAGGAGUGGUACGGAUGGCACUUCCCUGAGAUGGCCAAGAUCUUAAACGACAACUUGGCUUACGCUCGCGUCAUUCUCGCUGUUGGCAUGCGCACCAACAUUGCCGAUAGCGACCUCUCCGAGAUCCUUCCCGAGGAGAUUGAGACUUCCAUCAAAGCUGCUGCCGAGAUUAGCAUGGGUACCGAGAUCACUGAUGAGGAUCUCGACAACAUCAAGCUCCUGGCUGACCAAGUCAUUGUCUACUCAAACUACCGAACACAGCUGUCCUCGUACCUCGAGAGCCGCAUGCGCGCUAUCGCUCCCAACCUGACUGCUCUCGUCGGCUACCUCGUCGGUGCCCGUCUCAUUGCCCACGCUGGCUCUCUCAUCAGCUUGGCCAAGUCUCCUGGUUCCACCAUUCAGAUUCUCGGUGCCGAGAAGGCCCUCUUCCGCGCCCUCAAGACCAAGCACGACACACCCAAGUAUGGUCUCAUCUACCACUCUUCACUCAUUGGCCAGGCCACCGGCCGAAACAAGGGUAAGAUCGCUCGUAUGCUGUCUGCCAAGGCCGCUCUAGGCCUCCGUGUCGAUGCCCUAGGUGAUGCCGAAGACGACGCUGAUGAGGAGGAGCGCGCUAUCCUUGGUCUCAGCAACCGCAUCAAGCUUGAGAACCACCUCCGCAAGCUCGAGGGCAAGCCUCUUCUGCCCAAGGGUGCCAACGUCACCCCUUCUGGUGAGAUUGUUGGUGCUGGCCAGUUCACCCUCAAGGAGACCCGCCGAUACAAUGGUGAUGCCGAUGGUGUUGCCGAUGAUGAGGAGACCACCGAAGCUACUCCCGCCAAGAAGCUCAAGAAGGCCAAGAAGCUCAUUGAGGAGGUUGAUGAGGAGAUGAAGGACGCUGAGGACAGCGACGACGAGGCUGCCACUCCUGGCAAGCCCAAGAAGCUCUCCGAGGCCGAUUACGAGCGCCUUGCGGAGGAGGCCGGUAUCUCAGUCAAGAAGUUCAAGCGCAAGUACGAGCGAGGUGACGUUGAGCUGAACGCCGAUGGCACACCCAAGGUCAUCAGCAAGAAGGAACUCAAGAAGCUGCGAAAGGGGAGGAGAAGGCACUCUUCUAGUCGCAACCCGCCGCCGAGCAGACUGACGGCAGAGAGCGCAGCACGAUGACUCAGAAGACGAGGAGCCCAAGAAGGAGAAGAAGCAGAAGAAGAAGAAGCGACACUCUGAGGCUUAGAGGCCCUCAAGUAAACGUCUACGGCGCAAGUCGUGACGAUGCUGAAUCAGACACAAUUGUAGGACACUGAGGUUAACCAAUCUCAUCCUACCUGCUUUACUCGUACUCGUCUAAACAUUGGCGAAGAACCCGCUCCAAAACGAAAGAUCAUAUUUCAAGUCAACCCAACAACAGACUAUUGGACGGUUCCCGAUGUGUAGAUAUAUGAUACCUGAGAGACUCCUGGCAUGGCAUCUUCUGCCCGCACCUUGUUUCCUGGCUGGCUGGCGUUUGGGUGGAGGGCAUAUUGGCGUGAUUUGGUUUUAUCCCUUUUUCGUAUUUUCAACUCGACCCUCUGUCCCCUCCCCCGUCCCCUGGGUGGAUGCGCGGUGACUUCUGGAGAGGAAUCUACUAUGCUUUUGAUGUAUCAUUACGGGAGGGUGAACAGAGGGAUAUAGAAGAGAAAAUUGUCAAGUUUAAAAGUUAAUCCUCAAAUUUGGCCUGCCCUGAAGAUUGUGAUUGCUAAAUGAACUACUACCUAGG
This is a messenger RNA of Fusarium verticillioides 7600, 2506 nucleotides long. RefSeq lists its product as hypothetical. Gene Ontology annotation, molecular function: snoRNA binding. Bases 214 to 1917 code for a protein of 567 amino acids. Gene Ontology annotation, cellular component: box C/D methylation guide snoRNP complex; small-subunit processome. The record is from RefSeq and is a predicted model, not a curated record. The transcript is spliced from 3 exons. NCBI's taxonomy places the organism in Eukaryota, Fungi, Ascomycota, Sordariomycetes, Hypocreales, Nectriaceae.